This is a messenger RNA of Populus euphratica (Euphrates poplar), 787 nucleotides long. RefSeq names its product protein SRG1-like. The coding region runs from base 240 to 497 and encodes 85 amino acids. NCBI's taxonomy places the organism in Eukaryota, Viridiplantae, Streptophyta, Magnoliopsida, Malpighiales, Salicaceae. The transcript is spliced from 2 exons. The record is from RefSeq and is a predicted model, not a curated record.
AGAAGAAAAACUUGAAAUGGCAUCCUCUGUGGUCCAGAACCUUCUGAAAUCCUACGGUCCAAAACCGCGGGUGAGAAACGGGUUCUUCUUUUUCCUCUCUCUCUCUCUCUAGGCAGGGCACCUCAAGUCAUCAACCUGUGCUUCUAUAUGACGGGACGGGCUGCAUUCCUAAAUAUCUAGACAACAAGCGAAGGAAACAAAUUGCAGAGAGAGGAGAGAGGAGAGAGGAGAGAGGAGCCAUGGAACCAGCAACACUUGGGAAGUCUCUGGCGGUGCCCUGCGUUCAGGAGCUGGCAAAGGAGUCACCGGCCACUGUCCCAGCAAGAUACUUGCGUCUUGAUCAAGACCCUCCAAUAAUAAACAACAAUGAGAUGGCUUCCUUGCCCCAAAUCCCUGUAAUUGACAUGCAAAGAUUAGUUUCUGGAGAACAAAUGGAUAUAGAGCUGGAUAAAAUGGACCGUGCAUGCAAGGAAUGGGGUGGGGUUUCUUCCAGUUGAUAAAUCAUGGAGUGGAUGAUUCAUUGGUUAACGAAGUGAAGGAAGGGAUUCAAGAGCUGUUCAACCUACCAAUGGAGGAGAAGAGAAAGUAUUGGCAAAGACCAGAAGAAAUGGAGGGAUUUGGACAAGCUUUCGUAGUGUCUGAGGAGCAGAAGCUUGAUUGGGGAGAUAUUUUCUACAUGAUCACUCUUCCAAAGCAUGAGAGGAAACCCCAUUUAUUCCCCAUGCUUCCUCAACCCCUCAGGUCCUCUCUAGCCCUUUCUCGUUUCCACAGUUCCUUAUCUAAGAGA